This is a messenger RNA of Amoebophrya sp. A25, 2335 nucleotides long. The record is from the annotation of a GenBank genome assembly. NCBI's taxonomy places the organism in Eukaryota, Dinophyceae, Syndiniales, Amoebophryaceae.
AUGGCGGGGCUAGCGUCGUCACCUGGCAGUAGGACGUCUCGGCGGGACACCGAAAGCUACAGCAGACAGCGCCGAGAUACUGUAGACGGUAGGAAGACAGCUGAAUACAACGGCGAUCGGCACAUCAAGGAACUUGGUAACAGGAAUCACCAGAGUGACAAUGACCAAGAAGCGGAAAGACACGAUCCUAUAGCCAAUAGUUCACCAUGGAUAUGCCGGGCGCUCGGUCGCACUGUGUUUCUUCGAGAAAGUAAGCAGGAACGGAACUGUGGAAGCUACCUGGUCCUCGCCUGUGUUUUCGUGACCACCAUGCUCAGUUUUCUUUGUUUCGUAACGUACUCGGAAAACGAAGCGGUGUCGCGGGAACGCUUCCUAGAGAUGCUGCACAUGUUUGAGGACCUUCAGCGACAACAGUGGCCUCGCGAAGACAAGCGCACUGGCAAUCUGAUCUCGACUUACACAAAGAUGCGUGCAUGGCUAGACGGGGAGAAUGAGGACGAAAGUGCACCCUCCGCUGCGGCCGCCGCGACUACUGCCGCGGGCGCUUCUACUGAAGUGCCGCCGUCCGCUCCUGCAAUAGCGUCGCAGACAACAGCUCGUAGUUUAGCUCCGGCUGCGGGGCCCGCAAUAGGUGCGCAAUCAGCAGCAGAACGAGAUGAGGCGAUGCCACCUACGCAAACGCACUGGACCGCUGAAAUGAGCGAGGACGACGCUGCACGCUUGAAUCGUGCCGACAAGGCGGUGCAGGAAAAACUGGAACAAGCGCCUAAAAUCCGUAUUGCCUUGCAGACAGGGGAACGGCGAGAAGACGUAGCUCGUGUUUUUGCGUUUGUUUCGCGACAAACUGUGCAAGGCGUGCUCAUGCGGACGCGGACCAAUAACGCGAUAAUAACGCAAAGCUCCCUGAUUCAGCAGAUGCUCUCCGAGUGGGCAAGCAGAAAAAUGGAUGGGUACCAAAAAAUAGAAAUACUAGAGAGACAUGAUGAAGUUGCAAUUCAUAGUUCGUGCAGAUAAAGAACUUGAAUAUACGGAAUCGCAUCGAUGACAUUAUUGUCCUAGUUCGUAAUCUGCAGGAGCGCUACGAGAAAUAUAGUCUGUCCUUACAUUUAGUCGUGAGCGUGUCGUUGUUUACACCUAACAGAAACGCCAGGCACUUGUACAAUAGCAUGGAAAUAUUCUCGAAUUAAAAAGUCGUAAAAGUCCUAUAAUCAAUGUACAUCGAAAUAUCAGCGCACGUGUGCUGGAGAUGUAUCUUGCGUCGCCAUGGUGCGACAGUAGAUGGGAGCCGCGUCGGGUGGGUCCGUGCCAGCUACGAGGAGGUGAUACUAGCCCGCGUCGCAGUAGCAGUCAAGCGGUUUUGCAAAAUAUCCGGGUUCCCGCAACAGUCGAAGAGAUGAAAAGGCAGCACCUUUCCGUCGUCAGUGUGGAACAUCCGGAUGAGCGAGGCAGGGGUCUCCACUUUCACGAGACAAACAAGAGACCAGUCAGUGGUGCGGUAAACCAGUGGGAAGCAGAGUCUGCAUGGCUGGAGGACAAGAACAGGCCAGCGCUGCGCGAGAAUUGGCUGGGAUACUUCUAUGCGUCGCAAGACGAAAAUUUUAUGGUCGACGAUCCUCUAGAGGAUGAAGCAAAGAAACUCAUACGAGUGGACCUCAUUGGCUAUGAGGGAAUGAGCAAGGAGAAUCUCUACGAACGCUGCCUUGACGCAUUCGAAGAUGCAUUGAGGGUACAACUACAACUACUAGUACAGUUUGGCUUUGUUGGUGCUGAACUCUCUUUUUCCUCGUCGUUUAUUUGAUGUUGAAGCGAAAAAAUGAAAAUGUCGAACUUGAAGAUAGAAGAGAAACUCUACUACGCAGAUCUGACUUUGAAUAAGUGCCUGCACUUUCACUUCGUAACAAAUUAAUAUUAAAUACAGGCGGCGUUGCAGAGUAUAGAAGCUUUGCCUGGUAGUGAUAGCUGGACUCUCAGUGCUCUGGAGCUGGCGGAGAGAGUCUGGUCAAAAAGGGCCUGGACCUUCGUUUACCUGCCAGAGCGGCGCGAGUACAUUCGCUGUGAGACAACGGCAGACAACGACGAGCCGCAUGUAGUCCCCGACUUGCCAGCAGUUGAUCCCGCAAGCUUGCCCCCUUCGCCGCAUAGGCCGCGUACCCCACGUGGAAAAAGUGACGGCAGCCCGCCGCCACUGCCUCCGCCGUUCUUGUCGCCGCUUUCUAACACUCGGCAAAGUGGUAGUGGGUCUACAGGAGGCGAAGCGACAACUGCGUCACAGCGGGUCAGUAACCCGGUGCGCGGUGCGGCAUCUUCACCGCGUGACAGCAGUGCUGCGCCAGCG